Molecule: messenger RNA, 1831 nt
Organism: Diospyros lotus (date-plum)
Lineage: Eukaryota; Viridiplantae; Streptophyta; Magnoliopsida; Ericales; Ebenaceae
Exons: 5
Coding region: 280-1671 (463 amino acids)
Source: RefSeq, a predicted model, not a curated record
AGAAGAGAGCACUGCGUUUGCGUGUAAGAAAAAAAAAAAAAAAAAAUCGAAAGCGAAGGAAGAAAAAAAACCAAAAUUUUUAUUUUAUAAAAUAAUCGAACAGUUCAUCAAAAAUCAGAACCAGAGAAACACAGACAGACCAACCCAGAUUCACCACACCCUCUCGCUCUUCUUCACUCUCUCUUUAUCUCUCUCUCUCUCUCUCUCUCUCUCUCUCCAUAUAUAUAUCUACUGUCAACAGUUACAUACAGAGAGAGAGAGAGAAGGUGGAGGAGAAGCAUGGUGCCUACUUCCUUAUCGAUACUUUCUUCCACACCGUCUUCGUUUCCUUGCGAUACACCCUCGACCUCUGCCUCGCCGGCCAAGCCCAACCGGAACGCUACCCCUAGGGUUCUAGGCCCGCUCUCUCUGUACUGCUGCUCUUCUCCUCCGAUUUCGAGAGCCGGAGUUCGCUCGAGCCAAUCGUUGGUUGAUGGAACGGCGGCGGAGCAGUUUCAGCAGAACAAUUCUAUCGCCGACUUCAUGAGGUUCAAGCGAGGGAGCUCCGACCGGGGCGGCCGCGCUGAGUUGCAGACCGCCGUCGUUAGCUACCGCAAGAAGUUCCCUUGGUCUCUCCUUCAACCGUUUCUUCAGGUUGAUUUGGUUUCAACAAUACACAUUGCGGAUAGAGAAUAUUUUGCUACCCUCCAGAAAGAACUUGAGCCUUAUGACUGUGUUCUCUACGAGAUGGUGGCUAGCAGGGAGAGUUUGGAGAAAAGACGAAAUCCAAGUGCUGCAAAGAAGCUCAGAGGUUCACGCUCACAGGGCUUUAAUAUUCUUGGAUGCAUUCAGCGGCAAAUGGCUAGACUGCUUAUGCUUGAUUUUCAGUUAGAUUGUCUUGACUACCAGGCUGAGAAUUGGUAUCAUGCUGAUCUGGACUAUGAAACUUUCAAGUUACUUCAGCUGCAAAAGGGUGAGAGUUUCUUUACCUUUGCGAGAGAGAUGACUCUUAGAUCAACAAAGGCCGUGGUGCAGCCUGUUCUAAUUCCAGAAGAGCUUGGUCCUUGGAGAUCUAAGCUUUUGUGGGCUUCUCGGGUGCUACCUAUGCCUCUCCUUGGCCUCGUCAUAAUCGGGAGUGUCUGCACCGAUGCAGGAAGUCAGGCAUUGAAAUAUCCAGAAUUAGAAGCGUUGUCCAGGCUAGAUUUUGGCGCUGCUAUGAAGGUCUUCCUUGCAAAGAGACUUGCAUCCGAGUUCACUCUAGUGACUGCUGACCUAGAGGAGAAAUCUGUUAUCAUCGGCGAGAGGAACCGAGCUGCAGCAGAGGCUCUCCGGCGAGCCCUGGACCAAGGGCAUAACAAGAUCGCCAUACUUUAUGGAGGCGGCCACAUGCCGGACCUGGGAAGGCGGCUCCGGGAGGACUUCGAUUUGGUCCCUUCCCGGGUGCAGUGGAUAACAGCAUGGGCCAUCAAGAACCGGAAUCUCACGAGCAAUUCCCUUCCAUUUUUGAGAAAAAUGGCGGAGGUUUCAGGGUGGCCAUUGAAUAGGUAUCAGACGACGGCACUGUUAAUUUUUUCGUCCGUACUGGCUUUGGAUCUCUGGUUUUGGGAGGUUUUCUUUGGCACCACCGUGAACUGGAUCUCCCAUGUUACUUCAGACAUUUUCCUGUACUUUGAUGGUGCACAGGUGAUGUGAACUCCUUCUGGGUACAUCACAAAAUUCCGAAAUUUAGCGAUGAUAGACAGACAAACUCGUGCAUUUAUUUGUACAUAUCACAAAUCUGUCAUUUAACCCGAAAUCAAACGAUUUCUCUAAAAGUUCAAGCCUUUCUAUUUGAACAAUAUAAGCAAAGCAU